GCAUGACGCGGGACCUUAAACUGCAAAGCUCAACAGAUAACAGCUAACAACCAUUUUUAGUCCCCUGUCUGCCAUGUCCUGAGUAAUAACAGCGGGCUCCUGCUGUCAGUAUGUCUGCUACCGACAUGUCCCAGGCACUCGGCAUUCUCCGGUCACUGUACCAGCACACACUGACGCUGGAGGAGUUUGCGGACAGCAUCGUGUUCAGAGAAGGACAGAGAGCAGUGCUCGUUGAACAGUCCGACACAAACCGCUUCAUAUCCUUCGUCCGGGGUGUUUUUGUGUGCUUUGACAAGGGGCUACAGCAAGUACCAAGCUGCAACCAGAUCUGCACUCUGCCUGAACUGCUGGCCUUUGUUCUAAACAGUCUGAAGAGAAAACGAAAAAGAAACGUCUUGGCACACGGCUACAAUUUUCUGUCCGUGGCUCAGGAGGAUCGGGAUGCGGAUCACUUCAAAUUCCAAGGAGAUGUCACUCAAAGCGCUGCCUACAUCCAUGGCAGCGACCUGUGGAAGAAAGUCACAAUACGUCUCGGCACGGACAUCACAAGGUACCUGUUGGAAAGCUGCUCUGUUUUUGUGGCGGUCCCGCCUUCGUGUGUUUUCCAGGUGUGCGGUGUCCCCGUCUAUGACAGAGUGUCCAUGUCUACUGCCUCCACUGGAUUUUCUAUCCAGCCUCGGCCCAGGACACGUAAAGGUGCUCGGAUUGAAAGGUUUCGAGCUGCAAGGACCUUAAAAAGGAGACAGGAAGUUGAGACUCCUACUGUCAGCAAGGAGAGGAACAGGAUGGAUUUAAGGGUGAAAAAGGGGAAAAGAAAGAGAGAAACUGAUGAAAUUAUGACUCCUUCAGGAAAGAGGAGGCAGGUAGGACAGCGAGAACCCACACAUGAACAGGUUUGCCAUGAAACGGUGGAGGAAGGGCAGCCCAUGUUAGUGGAACCAAAGCCUUUGGAAAAUGGCGUUCCUGCUUCCAAACAGCCUGCUGAAUUGCAAACAGCCACACUUCCCUUAGAGGGAGGACCCAGUUGGAGAUCAGGGAUUUUCCCCCCUUUGCCUCCCUCGCAAUGUUUUAUCCGCACACUGGGAUUCCUUUAUGGGGGGAGGGGCAUGCGUGGCUUCCUUCUCAACAGGAAGAAGAAGGGCGCUGAUGGAUGCAGAAGACUACAAGGGCAAGAUCUGGUGCGAACAGUGUUCUUUGAGGGACUGGCGUAUCUGAACGGUGUCGAGAGGAAGCCAAAGAAACUCCCCCGGCGCUUUUUUAACAUGGUCCCCCUGUUCAGUCAGCUUUUGCGUCAACACAGGAGAUGUCCCUACAGCAGGAUACUGCAGAGGAUGUGCCCACUGGUGGAGGAGAGAGAUGGAGGACAAGGGGAACUGAGCACCCUCUUGCCUCAACACUGUGCCCCUCACCGGGUCUACCUGUUUGUCAAGGAAUGCCUCUCGGCUGUGAUCCCGAAGGAGCUCUGGGGCUCCGAUCACAACCGACUUCAUUUUCUUGUCAGGGUCAGGGGCUUCUUGUACAGCGGCAAGUUUGAGAAGCUCUCACUGGCUGAACUGAUGUGGAAGAUGAAGGUGAUUGACUGCGAUUGGUUGAAGAUCAGUAAAACGGGCAGGUUCCCGCCCAGCGAGCUCUCAUACCGGACACAGAUCCUGGGUCAGUUCCUUGCUUGGCUACUGGAUGGCUAUGUUGCGGGCCUGGUUCGAGCCUGUUUCUACGUCACUGAGAGUGUAGGCCAGAAGAACGCCACCAGGUUCUACAGACAGGAAGUCUGGGCAAAACUGCAGGACUUGGCCUUCAGGGGUCACCUCUCUAAGGGUCAGAUGGAGGAGUUGACGCCGGCUCAGGUGGCGUCCCUCGCCAAAGCCACCGCAAUCUCCCGCCUUCGCUUUAUUCCCAAGACUGAUGGCAUGAGGCCUAUCACACGAGUCAUAGGAGUAGAUGCCAAAACAAGGCUCUACCGAGGGCGUGUCCGGGACUUGCUGGAUAUGCUGCGGGCCUGUGUGCGCUCCACUCCGUCCCUUCUGGGCUCCACAGUGUGGGGGAUGACAGAUAUCCACAAGGUUUUGCGCUCUAUAUCUCCGGCCCAGAAAGAUAAGCCACGGCCUCUCUACUUUGUGAAGGUGGAUGUGAGUGGAGCCUUUGAGAGUCUGCCUCAUGACAAACUCUUUGAGGUGAUCGACCAGGCUCUAUCGCCCGUCCAGGACGAACUAUUUACCGUCCGCCGCUACGCCAAAAUCUGGGCUGAUUCCCACGAGGGUCUGAAAAAGGCCUUUGUUAGACAGGCAGAUUUCCUAGAGGAUAACAUGGGAUCCACCAACAUGAAAGGGUUUGUGAUGUCACUGCAGAAAAGAAGAAAAGUUCAUCACGCCAUUCUGGUAGAGCAGCACUUCUGCUCAGAUCUUCAUGGCAGAGAGGCGUUGCAGUUCUUCAACCAGAUGCUGACCGGCAGCGUUGUUCAGUUUGGGAAGAAGACAUACCGCCAGUGUCGAGGGAUUCCUCAGGGCUCUGUUGUGUCCAGUCUGCUCUGCUGUCUCUGCUACGGUCACAUGGAGAACACCCUGUUCAAAGACAUUGCUGUAAAGAAAGGAUGUCUAAUGAGGCUGGUGGAUGACUUCCUUCUGAUCACGCCAGAAUUACACGAAGCACAAACCUUUCUCAAGAUCUUGCUGGCCGGGGUACCACAGUAUGGUCUGGUGGUCAACCCGCAGAAGGUGGUGGUCAACUUUCAGGCGUCGGAAAGCGUGGGCUCUUUUCCCGGGAUUCGUGUGCUGCCCCCUCACUGCCUGUUUCCCUGGUGUGGUCUUCUGCUGGACACGCACUCACUGGAUGUCUACAAAGACUAUUCUAGCUAUGCAGGCCUGUCUUUGCGCUACAGCCUUACUUUAGGCUCUUUCCACUCAGCCGGACAGCAGAUGAGGAGGAAACUGAUGGCUGUCCUCAGACUCAAGUGCCAUGCCUUGUUCUUGGACCUGAAGACCAAUUCUCUUGAGGCAGUCUACAAGAACAUCUACAAACUGGUGCUGCUUCAUGCACGCAGGUUCCAUGUGUGUGCCCAGAGUUUGCCCUUUGGUCAGACGGUUGCUAAGAACACCAUGUACUUCCUGCAGAUGAUAUGGGAUAUGGCUGAGUACGCCAGUCAGCUCAUCAGGCUCAGCAACAAAGGACUGAUUUUAGGCAGCAAGGCCCAGACCGGCAUUAUGCAGUAUGAAGCAGUGGAGCUGCUUUUCUGUCUCUCCUUCUUGCUAGUGCUGUCACAGCACCGUCCUCUCUAUAAGGAUCUGCUCCCACACCUGCACAAACGGAAACGCAGUCUAGAGCGUCGUUUGGGGGACCUGAGGCUGGCCAGGGUCCGACAGGCCACUAAUCCCAGGACCCCAGUUGACUUCUUGGCCAUCCAGACAUAGACUACCAGCUGGCCCAAAUUACACAUCCAAACGCAACCAUGACACCCUCUGCCGCUGAAAGGUUUCGUGUGAGUGAGAUGACCAGUGUUUUGAAAUUGGAUCUGCCAGUGUGCCAUAGAAAGUGUUAUGUAUCUGUUAUACAGUACUGGGAAAGCUGCCUGCGCAGAUAUAGAGAGAAAAGCUGUCCUUAGUCAUCUGUAAUGAAACACUUAAGUCAUAAACACACCCCAUAAAACAACAACCACCAGAUCAAUAAAGAUGGAUCAUCAUUGAAAACCACCACUACUGCACUAGACCCCAUCUCACCCCACAGUUGUUUGUCUCUCUGGACUUUGAUUUACACUUGUGGUAGUUUUCCACACAGAAGACAUGACAUCACUUAGAAAAUAAUUUAUAUGUAAAUAAUUUCACAGAAAUAUUGCCAGCCAUCACGUGAAUAAGUCAAAUGAUUUUUGUACAAGAUGAUUUGAUUUCAGGUUUGAUGUAGUACACGGAUGAUGAUAAUAAUGGUUUCAACAGGAAGCUUAGGACCUCAUACAGUGACAUUUUGUGACACUAAGUGUAAAGACUACAUGUUUAAAAGUAAAGCAUUUCACAGUUAAAUAAA
Dicentrarchus labrax (European seabass) is the source of this 4011-nucleotide messenger RNA. It is a transcript of the gene tert, whose product is annotated as telomerase reverse transcriptase. NCBI's taxonomy places the organism in Eukaryota, Metazoa, Chordata, Actinopteri, Moronidae. The record is from RefSeq and is a predicted model, not a curated record. Gene Ontology annotation, cellular component: telomerase catalytic core complex. The coding region runs from base 111 to 3404 and encodes 1097 amino acids. Gene Ontology annotation, biological process: telomere maintenance via telomerase. The transcript has 17 exons. Gene Ontology annotation, molecular function: telomeric repeat DNA binding; telomerase RNA binding.